This is a messenger RNA of Macroventuria anomochaeta, 1949 nucleotides long. RefSeq names its product siderophore biosynthesis protein-like protein. The transcript has a single exon. The record is from RefSeq and is a predicted model, not a curated record. Lineage: Eukaryota; Fungi; Ascomycota; Dothideomycetes; Pleosporales; Didymellaceae. Gene Ontology annotation, biological process: siderophore biosynthetic process. Bases 187 to 1647 code for a protein of 486 amino acids.
UGACAGCUCGCGUGGAAUCCCAGACAUGUUGACGUUUACGUAUCUGGGUAUCUGCAGAUCAACUUCUCACGCGAUGGGCUGGUGAUCGCAAUCUACUCCGCAUCGUCGAAGCCAUAAAUCUUCUGGUUGUGGGCGCGUUCCCUUCUUCUUCUGCGCAGCGCAAGUUACCCCACCAACGUUAUCACCAUGGCUCCAGCAAAUAUCGUCCACCUGCCCAAUGGCCAAAACCUGACUGUCUCGCCAGUGUUUGGUGGGCUCUUCUUCAAAACCAACGACUUACUUAGUUCUCAUUCGCCAUUCCCUCCAGGCUGGACAGUCGUACUGAACUCAGAGGACGAGAUCGACCCCGCACAGGCAGAGCAAGAUGAGAAGACUGAGAAGACCGGACUGCCUCGACAUGUACACCGGUACAAGCGACCCAACCUGACUGGUGAUCACCUCUACAUCUCCUCGGUAUCGAAUCCCAGCAGCAACGAGUUUAAGGCUGCCGCUUCGCCAACGCGCCAUAUCGCCAUGAUGCUCUGGGCGACCUUGUACUGGUACUUCCACCAACCCGAACCUACGCUUCAGGUCACAAAUGCGCUAUCGAAGAACACUGCAGAUGCAGGAAAGCCCAAGGGCGAGUGGAGGAUCAACAUCAACCGCGAGGGCAUCUUCAAGGGCAAGGUCGUGCUGCCAAAGCUCGAACGCAUGGGGCUGGUCGCCAGCGAGGACUCGGCAGUGGGAUGCGCACAGGAAGAAUCAGCGCACGAAGGCUGGACGCAGAUGUUCGUGAGUCGGAGGGUUUUCUGGCAGCUGGAUCCCCGUAUCUACCUGUUCACGCUCUCGCCCAUGGCCAACUCACCCUUCCCGUCUGGCUCCCCGUACCCUUCGAGGCCAUCGUCGCCAGUUGGCAAGGGCGAAGAAAAGAAAGAGCAUCAGCUCGAUCAGACAUCACCGGGCCUAUGGUCGCCCACGGCACCAGGCCCGUUCCACUCCAGCUCGCACCUGCCAACCUACUACCCUCCGCCGCCGACCCAAUACGUUAUCUCGAACCACGUCCGACAUCCUAUCCGCCCUAAGCCUCCUCGACAAGGCGAAGUGCUGUACACGCGCUACAUCCCCAGCGUCGGCCAAUACCUCUCCUUCCGAGUCGCAUCGAUCUCCUCGAAGCCGCUCCGACACCGCGGCCCUAUAUCGUCUCACGAAAAUGCUUCCUAUCGUCUCAGCGGCCAGUCACAAGCCGACUCGACCGUGUCCACAAUGAACUCACUCAACGUCGACAUGUCCGACUCCGAGUACCUACACAAGUGGAUGAACGACCCGCGAGUGUCGCACUUCUGGGGCGAAGCUGGUCCACAGGAACACCAGGAGGAGUUUUUGAGGAACGGUCUGAGAUCGAAAAACUCGUUCCCAGUCAUAGGCUGCUGGGAUGGCAAGCCGUUUGGGUACUUUGAAAUAUACUGGGUCAAGGAGGACAAUUUGGGCAAGUACGUGCCAAACGUGAGCGACUACGACCGAGGCUUUCACUGCCUGGUCGGCGAGCAGGAGUUCAGAGGUGCGCACAGAGUCAAGCUGUGGAUCAGCGCACUCGUGCACUACUGCUGGUUGGCGGACAACCGAACCGAGAGAGUAAUGCUCGAGCCACGAGUAGACAACGAGAAGUAAGUUGAGAAACUUGAAGAUACCAGCAAUAGACUGACAGCAACAGAUUGGCACACUACCUCCAAGAAUCUGGUUUCUAUAAAGAGCGCGAGGUCAGCCUGCCGCACAAGCAGAGCAACCUUUUCAAGAUCAACAGGGAUGUCUGGAAAGGGCCGGCGUUGUAAGCACAUGCUUGGGGCUCCGUGCUGGAGACUCGGAGACUCGAUGUGGAGAUGGCACAGGUCGAACGCGGCCGCGGGAUGUUGGGCGUUCACGCAGUUUUUGUGGAGGAAAAGCGGGUCUCGAGAUACCACAAGUUCUGGCCU